Chinchilla lanigera (long-tailed chinchilla) is the source of this 5003-nucleotide messenger RNA. RefSeq names its product hormonally up-regulated Neu-associated kinase (gene Hunk). Gene Ontology annotation, cellular component: cytoplasm. Gene Ontology annotation, biological process: protein phosphorylation; intracellular signal transduction. NCBI's taxonomy places the organism in Eukaryota, Metazoa, Chordata, Mammalia, Rodentia, Chinchillidae. Gene Ontology annotation, molecular function: protein serine/threonine kinase activity; ATP binding. The record is from RefSeq and is a predicted model, not a curated record.
UGCGGAAACCCGGCCCGGCGCGGGGAGACCCCAGGCGGCGGCGGGCGGAGCCGGGGAGCCCGAGGAGGAGGAGAAGGAGGCGGAGGAGAAGGAGGGGGCGUCGGCGGCGCGGAGGAGGCGGCCAGGCCGGCGGCGGCCUGCGAGGGAAGUUUCCUGCCGGCCUGGGUGAGCGGCGUGCCCCGCGAGCGGCUCCGCGACUUCCAGCACCACAAGCGCGUGGGCAACUACCUCAUCGGCAGCAGGAAGCUGGGCGAGGGCUCGUUCGCCAAGGUGCGCGAGGGGCUGCACGUGCUGACCGGAGAGAAGGUGGCCAUCAAAGUCAUUGAUAAGAAGAGAGCCAAAAAGGACACCUAUGUCACCAAAAACCUGCGGCGGGAGGGGCAGAUCCAGCAGAUGAUCCGCCACCCCAACAUCACGCAGCUCCUCGAUAUCUUAGAGACAGAAAACAGCUACUACCUGGUCAUGGAGCUGUGCCCUGGGGGUAACCUGAUGCACAAGAUCUAUGAGAAGAAGCGGCUGGAGGAGUCCGAAGCCCGCAGAUACAUCCGGCAGCUCAUCUCUGCAGUGGAGCACCUGCACCGGGUCGGGGUGGUCCACAGAGACUUGAAGAUAGAAAAUCUGCUACUAGAUGAAGACAAUAAUAUCAAGCUGAUUGACUUUGGCCUCAGCAACUGUGCGGGGAUCCUGGGUUACUCAGACCCGUUCAGCACACAGUGUGGCAGCCCCGCCUAUGCCGCGCCUGAACUGCUCGCCAGGAAGAAAUACGGCCCCAAAAUCGAUGUCUGGUCCAUAGGUGUGAACAUGUAUGCCAUGUUGACGGGGACCCUGCCUUUCACAGUGGAGCCUUUCAGCCUGAGGGCUUUGUACCAGAAGAUGGUGGACAAAGAAAUGAACCCCCUUCCCACCCAGCUGUCCACAGGAGCCAUCAACUUCCUACGCUCCCUGCUGGAACCAGAUCCUGUGAAGAGGCCAAAUAUUCAGCAAGCCCUGGCGAAUCGCUGGCUCAAUGAGAAUUACACAGGCAAAGUGCCCUGUAAUGUCACCUAUCCCAACAGGAUUUCCCUGGAAGACCUGAGCCCAAGCGUGGUGCUACACAUGACCGAGAAGCUGGGCUUCAAAAACAGUGACGUCAUCAACACCGUGCUGUCCAACCGUGCCUGCCACAUCCUCGCCAUCUACUUCCUCUUAAACAAGAAACUCGAGCGCUAUUUGUCAGGGAAAUCUGAUAUCCAGGACAGUGUCUGCUACAAGACUCAGCUCUACCAGAUAGAAAAGUGCAGGGCCAUCAAGGAGCCCUAUGAGGCGUCCUUGGACACCUGGACAAGAGACUUUGAAUUCCAUGCUGUGCAGGACAAAAAGCCCAAAGAACAAGAGAAAAAAGGGGAUUUUCUUCAUCGACCCUUUUCCAAGAAGCUGGACAAGAACCUGCCCUCGCACAAGCAGCCCUCCUCGGCCUCGCUUAUCACGCAGAUUCAGAACACCAAAGCCCUGCUGAAGGACCGGAAGGCCUCCAAGCCCGGCUUCCCCGACAAAGAUUCCUUCGGCUGCCGCAGUAUUUUCCGCAAGACCUCCGAUUCCAAUUGUGUGGCCUCUUCUUCCAUGGAAUUCAUCCCUGUCCCACCUCCCAGGACCCCCAGGACCCUAAAAAAACUGGAGUCCCAUCAGCAAGGGCCUGGGAGCGCUGGCAUUGCCCCCAAAGAAGACCCCCUGAUGCUGGACAUGGUGCGCUCCUUCGAGUCUGUCGACCGCGAUGACCACGUAGACCUCCUGUCCCCAUCCCAUCGCUACCGGGUCCUGAACUCCCCAGUGAGCUUGGCUCGCAGGAAUUCCCAUGAGAGGACACUGUCCCCAGGGCUGCUGUCCGGGAGCACGUCACCUCUCCAAACUCCUUUGCAUCCCACCCUGAUCUCUUUUGCUCCUGAAGAUAAGAACAGCCCCCCAAAAGAGGAGGAGGUGUGUUCUCCGCCUCCAGUUCCCACCAGUGGCCCCACGCAGCCUCUGGGGAGCCCCAACUGUGUCAAGAGCCGGGGCAGGUUCCCCAUGAUGGGCAUUGGACAGAUGCUGCGGAAGCGCCACCAGAGCCUGCAGCCCUCCGUAGAGAGGCCCCUGGAGGCCAGCAUGCCCCCGCUGCAGCCCCCAGCCCCCAGCAGCCUCGCCUUCGACCUGGCUGAUGGGGUCAAGGGCCAGUGUUAACCUGGACCAGCAAGAUUCUGGGUCUCUGUAAGGAAUGCAGCAGAACAGAGCUCCACACAUCUGUCAGAGUAUGAACAAAGAUCUCUUCUACGCCUGUCACGUGACUUCACAACCAUGGAUCAGCCCAAACCCACACACCCAAAGCCUGCACAUCCCAACCUUACCUAAGGACUCCUGAGAUGCUGGAAAUCACCAGGAGAGCUGGCUGCAGGGACAACGGAUUCCAGUCUCAGACCAUCCUUCCUUCCACCCACUCACCAAGCCCUCUUCUGUCUCACACUGCUGGGCUUGGGGCUGAAAACCACGCAUCAGACUAGACUGAUCUAGACUGUUACAGAUCAUCCCUCUGUGCUGUGUGUGCAUACCUCCCAGCAAUUGCUCUCUGCUCAGCAGUUGGUCUCAGCCUCAGAGGGACCAACAGCGUCCAAGGUCUGUCCAUCGAGGCCACAGUUUCCUUUGGAGUGAAGUGGUUUUCUCUUGGUGACUAACAGCGAAUCUCUGCGGCUGGUUAGGAGCAGUGAGCUGCAAUGCUGGGCCCGAGGAACUGGAGAGGAACAUGGAACAAGUCCUCAGACUAAAGAUGGAACAGUCUGGACCCAGAUAGCAGAAAACAGCUAAAGGAAACACCCGUCCCAAGAAAGAUUUUAUUGGUGGUGGUGGUGGUGGCAGGGAAUUGCUGAUGGUUGAAUGAUCUUGUCCAAAGAAAUUUUUUUCAUUAUGGGAUGUCAUGAAACUGAAAUAACAUGAUUUUUGGAAAUCCAACUGGAGAGAUGAAAAGCAGUCUCACCAAAUUCAUGUUUGCAGGCGAAGAUACAGCCCAGAGGGCAGACGAGCUGGCUCAGGUGGUUUUUAAUAGCAUUGGACCACAGUGGCCUGCAGGAGGGGGCAGGAUCCCAGCCACCCUGUGCUCAUCCUGCUAUACCAGCAGAGCUCCCAUGCUUCUAGAAGGUGUGGAACAUAACUGGUUCUUUACAAAGAGAGAAAGAACGUUACAGCAGGACUCGGAUGGCAGGAAAGCAACGAUACCUCUGUGCUACGCAGUUUUCAUGCUGCCCAGGAAGGAAGUGUGAUUCAGAGCUCAGCUGACCUGCUGUGAACUGCGAACAGGCUCGCUGGGCAGGGAACAUGUUCAGUAUGGGACAGUUCCUCCAAGAAAGCAGCAUCCCCCAAACAGGGUUUCAAUCUGUGUUGUGUUUUCAUACUUUUUGCCAAGGAUCGAACCAAAGAUGUGUCUCCACUUCUGUGACUGUGUUCUCCCUGUGUGUGUGUUUUGUGGACUCUGGUGUUGUCUGACUGCAUCCAGCUGGAGCCUGAUGGGUGCUUUCCCCACGGGAGGCCUGGGCCUGGCCUCUGGUCAUGGGCAGAAUUGCAAGAAGGGAAAGUAUUGGCACACUUUGGAAUCAGUGGACCAGGAUGGCACAGGAUGGAUAGCAGUUAGUUUAGGAGGUAGGUUAUAGAAUGGCCUAGAAUCUUCAACUAUUUUUUACUUUUUUUUUUUUCCUGUGGUACUAGGGAUUGAACCCAGGGCUGCGAAAGUGCUCAAGUGCUGAGCCACAUCAUCAGCCCUUUUUCCUUUUUAAUUUUGAGACAAAGUCUCAAUAAGUGGCCCAGGCUGCCUUUGAACUUGCCAUUCUUUUUGCCUCAGCAUCGCAAGUAGCCGGCACAACAAGCAUACACACCAUUCCUGGAAGUUUCAGCUUUUGACUAGUAUAGAUGUCACCAGAGACUACCACUGUGGCCACGCCCUUGGGUCACCUCAGUCCGCUGAUUCCAAAGUGGGCCAAGUCCCUUGAGAAUGGCAAGCCAGCCUUCAUCUCCCCAGCAAGGAGCCCUCUGCCAGCAGACUUCCUUGGGCCCUUCCCACUUCUGAUUCAGCGAGGAGAGACCAGAUCUCUAGUCAACUGCAGAAGCUACCCAGCUGUGCUGGCAAGACCUGGGGCUGCUCAACCCUUUGGACGGGGAUCACCCCCACCCUUCGGCCAUGUUAGGAGUACAUCAGCCUCCUGGUUGUUGGGAUUACUCCUUUGUGUAGUUUCAAAGCAAGCUGUAAACUUUACACUGAAAAUAGAGCUUUUUAAGCAGAAAAAAGAAAAGAAUCAUCCAGUAGAUCCUCUCUCCUUUUGACUUAACAUGCUUGAUUUUCAGUGGGUGGAGAAUCCUUUUGUCAGGGUGGCGUCUGCCUGGAAUGGCCCCUCUGAGCAGGCUGGGAAAAUGCAUACCUGUGCACCAUGAACUUUCUGUCGACCCUUGUGUCUUUUCUCAUGCGUUUUACUUUCCUCACCAACCUGUGUGUUUCUGUGUUGCUGUUAGCUCGUGGAGAACAUGUUGAUCAUUCUUCGAGUGCAGCUGCAGAUAUGGUACCACCAGCCGCCGGGUUGCCAUGGGCAACGUGGACUCGGAGCUCAGGUGUACUCUGAACCAGUGAGAGGACAGGGAACAGAAGGGAGGGAAUAAGCUGUAUUUUUUGGUGUGUGUGAGCACCUAAGCAACCUAUGAAACUGAGUGAAAGAAAAAAAUGUUAAAUUCUUUAUUAUUUUAUUAUAUUUAUAUGGAGAACUUGACUGUCCCUUUGGUAAGUACAGAGUGUGUUGUCUGUUUGACUCAUGACUCUCCCUUAGUUUGUCCGUGCCUGUGAUUUCAGUCAGCCUGCAGCUACUGAUGGAAAUGACCCAACUGCCGUGGGGCGAAGUCCAGGAGGAAAAGUCCCUUUCAAUUGUAUGAUUUGGUCAUAAAUAAGGACCAUAUUUAUGUCACCAUUAUUAAAUAUAUGUACUUUUAUAAUGACUGUGAAAUACACUUUUUCCUCACUA